GUGCUUCAGUAAAAACGCCAGAGCUUUCCUCGCAAAUGUAGUUGCAGAGAGAGAAAGAGGAGAGAGAGUGAGUAGAGGAGAGUGAAGUAUUAGAUAGAGAGGAGAGUAAAAGGAGUGAGAGCACGAGAGGAAAGAGAGUAUUCCUCGGAAUUGUUGUUGUUGCAGAGAGAGAGUGGUUAAUGGCGGAGGAGAAGGAGUCAACGUCAACGCCUCUCGCCUCGAGGCUAGGGCAACAACCAGAGGACCCUGAAGAUCCUGAUAAAUCACCCCCUUCUUCUCCUAACUCAUCUACUCGUAAGGCUUUCUUUGUUGUUUUUCAAAGCUGGAUCUCCAAAAAAUUUAUGACUGGAUGCGUAGUACUCUUUCCAGUUGCAAUUACAUUUUACAUUACGUGGUGGUUUAUUCAAUUUGUUGAUGGCUUCUUUAGACCAAUAUACGUCAGAUUGGGCUUCAACAUAUUCGGUCUUGGAUUUGUGACUUCUUUGAUUUUUGUAUUUUCCAUUGGCGUUUUUGUCUCAUCCUGGAUGGGUGCCACUGUUUUCUGGUUUGGGGAAUACCUUAUUAAGAAAAUGCCAUUUAUAAGGCAUAUUUAUUCCGCCUCGAAGCAAAUCAGUGCUGCUAUAUCCCCAGAUCAUAACAGCAUGGCUUUUAAAGAGGUUGCAAUAAUACGCCACCCACGCAUUGGUGAAUAUGCAUUCGGUUUCAUUACCUCUUCACUUGUCCUUCAGAGAGACAAUGGAGAUGAAGAACUAUGUAGCGUUUAUGUUCCCACAAACCAUCUAUAUAUUGGUGAUAUUUUUCUUGUCAACUCCGAGGAGAUCAUCAGGCCUAAUCUGUCUAUUAGAGAAGGCAUAGAAAUCAUUGUCUCUGGGGGCAUGACCAUGCCCCAGCUAAUCUCUGAUUUGGAAAGAACUCCUCGCCAAGGUGAGAGAAGCUUGCGAAUGAACAGAAUGUAACUCAGUUUUGAGAAGGGUUUCUACUCACUUAAGAGCAUCAAAAGCUCCAAUUUUGAAGUUGCAGAUCAACUGCGAAGGCAUGUGUGACUUCUCAUCAUCAGGCCUAAGGUCGAAAAUUAUCAGAAAGAAUCCAUAUCCUGAGCCUCCAAGAUUCACAGCCAUGCGAAAUGGCAUGCAUGUGGGAACAUGAAUGCAUCAUUCUUGUAUGCUAUCAUGGCCAUGUUUGGUUUAGUCAUGCAGGUCGGGUUUGAUUUUCUGUCCAAGAAUGCCUGUGCGCAUGUGUGCUUGUGCUUUGGCUGCAUUUUGCAUGUGUGUUUUGUGUUUAUCCAAUGAUAAUGGUUCUUACUCUAUUCAA
Messenger RNA from Amborella trichopoda, 1311 nucleotides. Its product is annotated as protein LIKE COV 2. The record is from RefSeq and is a predicted model, not a curated record. Gene Ontology annotation, cellular component: Golgi apparatus. NCBI's taxonomy places the organism in Eukaryota, Viridiplantae, Streptophyta, Magnoliopsida, Amborellales, Amborellaceae.